Molecule: messenger RNA, 822 nt
Organism: Trichomonas vaginalis G3
Lineage: Eukaryota; Parabasalia; Trichomonadida; Trichomonadidae
Exons: 1
Coding region: 1-822 (273 amino acids)
Source: RefSeq, a predicted model, not a curated record
AUGUCAAUUGGCGCAGUUCGACUUCCAACAAGAAAUUCCUCUGAUUAUAGUUCCUCAAGUGAUAUCGAACCACCGCCAGAACCAGACAGACCAAAACUCCCACAAAAAACCGAAGUUGAACAAAAAGAUAAUGAAGAUAACCCUUUUGAAGUUGGUGAAGAGUAUGAAACACCAUCGCCUGCAAAACUAAAUCUCGAGUCCCUUGGUCUUCCUCCGUUAUCAUUUAAUUCUGAUCCGUUUUUAUCUCCAAUCAAUUCAGUGCAAUUUGCAGUUAAAAGACACCGCAUUUGGGUAAGAGGAUUGAAAGGAGUCAAGUUCAUAUUAUCAAUAUCUGGGUUUACUGUUUUAGUUGCAAAAAGAAAGAUGAAAUUCCUUAAACCAACAUGGUAUAUCUCCCGCGCAUUGAAUUACUCACUAGAUACACCCGAUCUUGUUGGAAUACUUAUUAAACAAAGAACGAAAGCAACAUUUAGCUUAUUUGGUCCAAAUGAACGCCAAUCAGACCAUUGCCGUCCAGUUUUAGCUGGCAUUGAUAUCGGUGAUAAAAGAAGAGUUGUUUUAGGUAAAGAUCUUUGGAUAUCUCCAGAUACUGACGAUGUUUUCAAUGCAGGAUUUAAUGAAAAGAACUCUCAACCAUUAACAUCAUCGAAUGGUACAUUUGAUGUUCCUUCUGUUAAGAAUGCACAAUUUUCAGUGGAAGGAUCUGCAGAACCAUGCUUUAUCUCAGCAAAACAAGUCGAUAAAUCCGUUGUUGUUAAUGCUAAAGGACCACUUUCCCUUUGCCAAGCUUUUAGCAUUGCAAUUUCACUAUUCAUGCAAUAA